Ipomoea nil (Japanese morning glory) is the source of this 3841-nucleotide messenger RNA. Its product is annotated as TMV resistance protein N-like. The record is from RefSeq and is a predicted model, not a curated record. Bases 125 to 3841 code for a protein of 1238 amino acids. The transcript has 9 exons. Gene Ontology annotation, molecular function: ATP hydrolysis activity; ADP binding. Gene Ontology annotation, biological process: signal transduction; defense response. NCBI's taxonomy places the organism in Eukaryota, Viridiplantae, Streptophyta, Magnoliopsida, Solanales, Convolvulaceae.
GCAAGCUGCCUUCUUCAUCCUUUGCUAGUCUGCUACACGGCCUUUUGUAUCUCUUUAAAUAUUUAGUUAAUAGCUCUAAGGAAUUCUGCUAGAAAAUCUAGCUUUAGUAUACUCAAUUUCAAGUAUGGCAUCAUCAUCAUCUUCUUCUUCAUCAUAUGCUCGCACAUAUGAUGUUUUCUUGAGUUUUAGAGGUGAGACACGAGGGUCCUUUUCUGAUCAUCUCUAUGCAGAUUUGAGGCGAGCUGGGAUUAACACUUUUCGAGAUGAUGAAUCGAUUCGGAGAGGCGAGGAUAUUUCUGUUGAGCUGUCUAAGGCCAUAGAGGAGUCGAGGAUAUCCAUCAUCGUAUUCUCCAAAGACUAUGCCGGAUCUAGAUGGUGCCUAGAUGAGCUUGUGAAGAUCAUGGAAUGUAAACAGAAGUUGAACCAGAUUGUUUUUCCUAUAUUUUACGAUGUUGAUCCUUCAGUGGUUCGGAAACAGACUGACAUGUUUGGUGAUGCAUUGACCCGACAUAGAGAACGAUUUGAAGAUCAAAAAGUUAAUGAGUGGAAAGUUGCACUCACUGCAGCUGCUAAUUUGUCUGGAUGGGAUUUACAAACCAUGAAAAUUCGGUAUGAGUCAAAGUUCAUUGAGGCAAUCACUAAAGAUGUGCUAGGGGUGUUAAAUUUUAUGCCCAUGAAUGUUGCAAAGCACCCUGUUGGAAUUAAUUCUCGUGUUCAAGAUAUACUUCAUUUAUUGCAAAUUCAAACAAAUGAUAGUGUUCGAAUGAUUGGAAUUUAUGGCAUGGGUGGUGUGGGAAAAUCAACGAUUGCUAAAGCCAUAUAUAAUCACUUGAUCAUGAGUUGUCACGGGGUUGAAGGUAGUUGCUUUGUUGCAAAUAUUAGACAAGAAGUUUCUAAUAAGCAACACAAUGGACUAGUUGGUUUACAAGAAAUGCUUCUUCGCAAAACACUCAAGAGAAAGAAUUUUGGAAUUGAUAACGUUGAUGAAGGAAUAAUCUUGAUCAAAACAAGAUUGCAAUCAAAAAAGGUUCUUAUUGUUCUUGAUGACAUAGACCACAUAACUCAACUAGAAUCUUUAGCAGGACAACGGAAUUGGUUUGGUUCAGGUAGUACAAUUAUACUAACAACUAGAGAUGUUCAUAUGUUGAGUGACCUUGGAACACAAGAGAAGUAUAUGGUUAACACAUUAAGCGUUGAUGAUUCGUUGCAACUCUUAAGUUUGCAUGCUUUUGGAGUUCAUGUACCAUUAGAGGAGUAUAAUGAACUACCCAAAAGGAUAGCAAGUUAUACCGGCGGACUUCCAUUAGCACUUACAAUUAUAGGUUCUCAUUUGCGUGGAAGAUCCGUGCAAGAGUGGUUCGAAGAUGCUGAGAAAUUAAGAAGCAAUCCUCAUGAAGAUGUUCAAAAAAUGCUUAAAAUAAGUUAUGAUGCACUUGAUGAUGAUACUAAGAACAUCUUCCUUGAUAUUGCUUGUUUUUUUAUUGGGCAUAACAAAAAUGAUACUUCUAUGAUAUUGGAAGCUUGUUGUUUUUAUGCUAAAAGUGGAAUAAGAAUUUUGAUUGAAAGAUGCUUGUUGACAACAAAUGGAGGUGGGAAGUUUGAGACGCUUGAGAUGCAUGAUUUAGUACGAGAUAUGGGAAGAGAAAUUGUUCAAAAGGAAUCUCCAGGAGAGCCGGACAAACAAAGUAGAUUGAUUGACCCAAAGGAUGUCUUUGAUGUGCUUCACGGGAACAAGGGCACAAAAGCAAUUGAAGGGAUGAUUGUAAAUUCUAACAUGUUAAAGAAUGUGCCUUUGAAUACUCAAGUAUUCAAAAGGAUGGUUAAGUUACGAAUACUCAUAUUGAAUGGUAUGUGUCUCAGCGGAUCUUUUAAAUAUUUAUCCAAUGAGAUUAGGUUUCUUAGAUUACACAAUUGUCAUUUGAGUUGCAUACCAUCUAAUUUUCGCUGUGAAAAACUUGUUGAGUUAGACAUGGAAGGUAGUAAUAUCAAAGAAUUCCAAUGCAAUAUGCAGCAUUUUAGAUGCUUGAGGAUCUUGAAGUUUGAUUAUUGUCAUCAACUUAAGAAAACACCAAACUUCACUGGGGCACAUACUCUUCAAAAAGUAUCCUUUGUGUAUUGUUUAAAUUUGAUCAAGGUACACCCAUCAAUUGGAAGUUUGGAGAGACUUGUUGAGUUAGAUUUCUAUCGUUGCAAGAAACUCAAGGUUCUUCCAAGUAGCAUUUGCAAGUUAAAAUCACUUAAACGUUUAUGUUUAAAUAAAUGCGAAAAACUGGGGGAGCUUCCAAUUGACUUGGGAAAAUUAGAGCAACUAAGAGAUUUACUUGCUUAUGGAACUGCCAUCUCAGAUAUACCAUUUUCUUUGGGAUGUUUGAGAAAUAUAAAGAAACUGGAUUUGGGGGACUACAAGAGUUCUGUACUGUCAAGAAGAAGUCGUGAUGGUGUUGGUUUUUUUCCACCUUCAGUUGCAAAGUUGUGUUCCUUGGAAUUUAUUGAUGAGAAUUUGACCUCAUUGGAAGAGUUAGAUUUAUCAGGUAGAAGUUAUCUUCAAAGUUUACCCUUCUGCCUUUGUCACCUUUCAAACUUGAAAUAUCUCUACUUGAACAAUAUGCAAAAUCUUAGAGUACUUACAGAACUUCCUCCAAGCUUGGUGGGACUCUAUGCAGACAAUUGUGUCUCAUUGGAAAAGAUAACAGCUGUAUCAAACUUGAAGAGACUUAGAUGGUUGUUACUUGAAAACUGUAAAAGUUUGGUUGAGCUUCCAAACGUUGAGAGUCUUUCAUCCUUAGAAUAUCUUGACAUAAGGAAUUGCAAUGCUUUGACUAUUCCUGACAACUAUUUGCAUGAAGAAGAUCUUCCAAUUGGCCUUAGGAGUUUGUCCUCAUCGAAAGAAAGAGAUUUAAUGGGAAGAUAUUAUCUUCAAAGUUUACCAUUAAGCCUUUGCCAUCAAUAUUCCAAUUUGGAGUGUCUCUGCUUGGACAAUCUGCAGAAUCUUAGAUCACUUCCACAACUUCCUCCUAGUUUGGAACUACUCUCUGCAAAGAAUUGUGUCUCAUUAGAAAAGAUAGCAGAUCUAUCCAACUUGAAAAGACUUUAUGAGCUAGAUAUUCAUAACUGCAAAAGGUUGGUUGAGCUUUCAGGCUUGGAGAGUAUUUCAUCCUUAAAAUAUCUUGGGAUAGGAAAUUGCAGUGGUUUGAGGAUUCCUUCAAUUGAAAAGUGGUUAAAGGCAUGUUCUAAAGGUGAUAGUAUCGAGAUUUCAGUUCAACUAUUGAGCGUUGGAUCGGUAUCCUGCCAUUUUCCUUUAACGAAUGCAAGCCUUAAUAUCAUGCACAGUGCGAUUGAUGCCAGUGAUAUAAUUGGUUUGAGUGUGAGAAGUAAAAGCAGUGGCGCUUGGAUUCUUCUAAAGGAGAGAGGAAAUUGCAACUAUGAGAUUCAAACAAAGAUGGGAGAAAUAUUUGAGGUGUAUGCAGAAUUUCAGUCUUUGCAGAAGAUAUUUUGUGUAGCUGAAAUACAUAGAAACAGUGAAGAGGAAGUUCGUUUCUUUCCAUCCACAAGGGGAUGGAUUCCUUCUGUCAUGUCAGACCCUGGAAGAUGGACAGAGGAAGAGGAAAAGGGAGGUGCAGAUAGGUUGGGCAUGGAAGCAAUUGAAUGGGUGCUUGUAAAUUCAGACAUCAUAAAGAAUGUGGUUUUGAAUACCAAAGUAUUCACAAGGAUGGUAAAUGUAAGAAUACUCAUAUUUGAUGAUUUUCGCUUUGAGAAACUUGCUGAGUUAGACUUGAAAGGUAGCAAUAUCGAAGAAUUUCAACCCAACAUGCAGAGACUUAAUAGAACAGUGCUUAGCUAA